Varanus komodoensis (Komodo dragon) is the source of this 1020-nucleotide messenger RNA. Its product is annotated as olfactory receptor 10A2-like. The transcript has a single exon. Gene Ontology annotation, biological process: G protein-coupled receptor signaling pathway. The record is from RefSeq and is a predicted model, not a curated record. Gene Ontology annotation, cellular component: membrane. Lineage: Eukaryota; Metazoa; Chordata; Lepidosauria; Squamata; Varanidae. Gene Ontology annotation, molecular function: G protein-coupled receptor activity; olfactory receptor activity.
AUGGACAACCCUAUACAUCAAAAUGGAACAACGAACAAUCUGUUAGUACUCUUUGGCUUUGAGAAUCUCCAGAAACUACAGUUCUUACUCUUUGUUCUAUUUUUAGGAAUAUAUGGGAUAACUAUGGUGGGGAAUUCUCUCAUUCUAAUUGCUGUUUCAGUUAAUAAGAGACUCCACACUCCUAUGUAUUUUUUCCUGGGAAAUUUAUCAUUCCUGGAAGUAUGGUAUACUUCAAACAUCACCCCUAAGGUGCUGGUUGAUUUACUGAGAAAGGAGAAAACAAUUUCCCUGGCUGGUUGUAUCACACAGCUGUACAUGUUCUGUGCUUUGGGAACUGUGGAAUGCUUUCUCUUACUGCUCAUGUCAUAUGACCGUUACCUUGCCAUCUGCAACCCACUACACUACGCCAAAGUGAUGAACUGGAACUUCUGCUACACGUUAAGUGCUGCAACGUGGUUAUUGGGUUUUCUGUUGGCUGCUGGGCUGAACUUCAUUGUCACCACUUCUUUAACACUCUGUGGCCCUAAUCAAGUCGAUCAUUUCUUUUGUGACUGAACACCACUGUUGAAAUUGUCGUGUUCUGAUACCCACCCAGCAGAAGUAGCCAUGUUUGUAGCAAGCCUUGCGGUGUCACUGGCUCCUUUCCUUUUGACCAUCACAUCAUAUGUCCAUAUUGUAAUGACUGUACUAAAAAUCCCAUCGUUUUCAGGAAAGAAGAAAGCUUUUUCCACGUGUAGCUCACAUCUUAUUGUAGUAAGUACAUUCUAUGGGACUCUGGGCAUUACAUAUGGUGUUUCUGCAGGAACACAGUCAAGUGAAUUAAACAAAAUACUUUCCUUACUCUACACUGUCCUGACACCUAUGUUUAAUCCCAUUGUAUACAAUCUGCGGAAUAAGGAGGUAAAAGAAACGCUAGGCAAAAUGUUUAGUAUAGGUUCAUCUUUGUUAAACUUCUUAAAUGCUGUUCUAUCCAGUUUCUCAUCUCUCUGUCAAAAGAAUAUGGAUGGCAACAUUCUUUGA